AUGGCUCCCUCCGCCCUCUCCACCGCCGCUGCCGCCGCUGCCGGUGCCGCGACGACUCCCUCCAACGGCGUUACCAAGGGUGCGCCCGCCUACGCCGAGCUCGAUGCCUCCAAGCUCACCUACGAACGCACCAUUUGCACCGACCACAUGAUCACGGCCAACUGGUCUGCCGACGCCGGUUGGGCCGCCCCUAAGCUCCAUCCCUACGGACCCCUCUCCCUCAUGCCUACCGCCUCCGUCCUCCACUAUGCCACCGAGUGCUUCGAGGGCCUCAAAGUCUAUCGCGGCUUCGACGGCCGCCUCCGCCUCUUCCGCCCCGACUGCAACGCCAGGCGCAUGCUCGAGAAGCUCAUGAUCGCCCUCCUCGCCGUGGACGGAGCUCGCUGGAUCCCCAAAUCCCGCCCUGGCACCUUCCUCUACCUCCGCCCCACCAUGAUCGGCACCCAGUCCCAGCUCGGCGUCAUGGCCUCCCGCGAGGCCAUGCUCUACAUCAUUUGCAGCUUCAUGCCCAUCAUGGACUCGCCCCCGGCGGCCUCCGCCUCCGCACCUCCCCGAGGACAUGGUCCGUGCUUGGUCCGGUGGGACGCUCGCGACGCGGGCUUCCACCAGAUCCUCUGGCUCUACGGCCCCGAAGCCCUCUGCACCGAGGCUGGCGCCAGCAACUUCUUCGUUCUGUGGAAGCCCAAGGAAGGUGGUAAGCCUCAGCUGGAGGAGCGUCCUCGAGCUCGUGAGGAAAGGUGCCCCGAGAUCGAUGUUGUAGAGAGGAAAUACACCAUUCGUGAGCUCGAGGAGGCCUAUGACGAGGGCAGGAUCAUUGAGAGCUUCGCUGCCGGUACUGCUUUCUUCAUCUGCCCCAUCUCCGUCGUCAACCACCGCGGCAAGAACCUCGAGGCGUCUAUGGGCGCUUCCGGCGAGGGCGGCGACUACACUCUCAAGGUUAGGCAAUGGCUCAAGGACAUCAUGUACGGCGCCGAGCCCGACCAUAAAUGGGCCGUCGUCAUCACCGAGGAAGGCGAAGAGUAA
This is a messenger RNA of Parascedosporium putredinis, 1023 nucleotides long. The record is from the annotation of a GenBank genome assembly. Lineage: Eukaryota; Fungi; Ascomycota; Sordariomycetes; Microascales; Microascaceae.